CGGUCCCCCGCUCCAAUCAGUGCGGGCCAGCUGCGUUUAUUAGCGCGGCUUCAGGCUGCGCGGCUGCUAUGCGCUUCAGGCCUCCGCCGACCACCGUGGAUAAGUAGCUGCAGCGGCCCGACACGGAACCUUGGCCCCCGGCUGAUGUGACCAUGGCCAGGACUGGGUUCUGCGACUCCAAGCCCCUGUUGGACUUACACAAGAAGGCGGAUGAAAGGAGAGUCCCACUGAGGGCCCGGGCGAACGCGUGCGCGCCAACAGACCGGCGGCAGCCCGCAGAGACGGACGAGUCCAGGAUGGCCCCGGUUAAAAUGGAAACGGAGAGCAGAUGGGAAAGGAGGUUGUCAGCUCAAACGAAUGAGAGCAUCAUCCUGGGAUUCCAUGUGGACAGUAGGGCGAGCUCUGCUGAAACUGUGGCUGAUGAAUGUGUUGAGAAGCCGGUGCUGCUUUACCCUCAUGGGCUGCAGGGUCUUCACAGCCUGGAUGCUCUGGUUCCCAGCUUACUGCGUCAUGAGGUGGAGAUGGCGCUUGAGAAACUGGACCUCAUUUGUGACAGGACUUUUGCCUGGGAUUUGUUUUUGGACAUGAUGAGAACUCAAACGCAGAACUCUUUCCCAAAUGCUGACCUCCCUCGUCAUUUCACUGAUUCUACCCGAGCAAUCCUGGUGGACUGGAUGGUACAAGUUCAUGAGCUGCUGCAUUUCCAAGAAGACACCCUGUAUUUGGCCAUUCACCUCCUCAACCACUCCCUGCGACAGCUCAAGGUCACCACAGCAAACUUGCAGCUCCUCGGAAUGGUUUGCCUCUUAAUUGCAGCGAAAAAAGAGGAGAGCCUCCUCCCAGAGGUGUCUGAUCUCUGCAGCUUAAUGGACCAUGCCUACACGAAACGCCAGCUGCUGCGAAUGGAGCGCCGACUCCUUUGUGCGCUGAAGUUUGAUCUAUCUCACAGCCCCCCUUUGCAUUUCCUCCUCCUCUUCGCCGCGGUUGCCCGCUGCAGCGCCAUGAUGGUGUGGAUGGCCCGCUAUCUGCUGGAGUUGUCUCUCCAAGAGGCCCAGUGUGUGGUGUUUCUACCCGCCCAGCUGGCUGGAGCAGCCCUCUGCUUGGCUCGCCAUGUUCUCCAGGAGUCUCCAACCCCUGAAGGAGAGGCUGCCUGGUGUCUGACCUCCAGCAUCCAUGUUGGCAGUCAAACCAUUCUUCUAAGGAUCAUGCAGAUUCUAGCCACUGCUGCUUCCAGGGUCCAGACCCAUGAGAACUCUGCUACUUUUAUUAAGUUCUCCUCCCCAGAGAGGAUGCAUGUUAGCAGACACCCAGGUCUGAGGAAUCCUGCUGGUCUGUUAGGUGUAUGCUCUUCACAAGCCCCUCUUAAAGGAACCAAAUUACACUUGUGAACUUAAAGGGUGUAAGUAGUGAAAAAAAAAUCAAAAAAACUUAAAGAUUCAAGUCAAAGCAGAACAUUCUUGGCUACGGAUCAUAAGAAGCUGUAACUGUUGUUGGGUAAGAAAGGUAUGACUGUUGUCCGGUGUUGACAAGACGCUUGCCGUUUGCAUGCUUAUGAAUAAGCCUGUGUUUUAUGAUCUUAACUCGCAGCCAAUUUAGAAAAUACUAGAAAUGUUUAUUUUUUUUUUCUGACGUUUUCUUGUUACUUGUGGAGAGAAUGUGGCCUGUCUGUCAAGUUUGGAGAAAGUUUUAAUGUAAAAAUAAAGUGCCCGCUGCAAAGUUUUGAGA
Oryzias latipes (Japanese medaka) is the source of this 1725-nucleotide messenger RNA. RefSeq names its product cyclin P (gene ccnp). The record is from RefSeq and is a predicted model, not a curated record. NCBI's taxonomy places the organism in Eukaryota, Metazoa, Chordata, Actinopteri, Beloniformes, Adrianichthyidae.